Molecule: messenger RNA, 1884 nt
Organism: Darwinula stevensoni
Lineage: Eukaryota; Metazoa; Arthropoda; Ostracoda; Podocopida; Darwinulidae
Source: the annotation of a GenBank genome assembly
AUCGCGGAACCGUGGGAGAAGGAAUUCAUCGACUUGGUGUUUCAUAACGACAUUCCCAAGCCUGAAGGACUCGGGACGUAUGCCAUGGCAGCGCGAAGCUAUCGAGACGCGGUGGGGCAGAUGCUGGCGAAGAACAUGCCGCUCUUCGCCAUGGGAUUCAUCUCCAUCACCGUCUUCGUGACCCUGAGCAUGGGGAAACUGAACCUCCUGCAGCACAGGGUUCUUAUCGGUUUGGAGUCCCUUUUGGCAAUCGGAUUGACCAUCCUGAGCACGUUCGGGCUGUGCUUUUACCUGGGCCUGCCGUAUUACGACCUUCACAGCAUCAUGCCGUUCCUCAUUCUCGGGAUCGGGAUCGACGACACGCUCGUGGUCGUCCAGAGCCUGGAGAACGUGAUCGCGGCGGACGCGAAGUGGACGCCGGAGGAACGGGUCGCCCUGGCGCUGAAGCAGUCCGGCGUGUCCAUCACGAUCACGACGCUCACGGACAUCUUCGCGUUCUGCAUGGGCGCGACGACCGCCGUGCCGAUGCUCCGGAGCUUCUGCAUUUCCACCGCGGUGGGAAUCUCCAUCAUCUACGUCAUGACCCUUCUGCUGAUGGUCCCGAGCAUGGCGCUGGACGAGAGGAGGAAGGACAACCAUCGGGAGGGCUGCCUCUGCAUCCCGCUGCCGAAAACGUACAAACCAGCUCGGUGCUCGCAGUGGCAGGUUCUUCCGACGCUCUUCGAGAAAGUUGUCGGUCCUGCCCUCUCCAAAACUCCAAUCAAGGUAUUGGUGAUCCUGACUACUUUCUCCCUGUUGGGUCUGAACGGCUGGAAAAUGACCCAAUUGGAAAAGGCCUCCGACCGGUAUUGGUACCUUGGUCCCGGAUAUCUAAAGGAAUUCAUCGUCGUCUUGGAGAGCAUCUUCCCGGAAAGCGGCUACCGAGGCGCCUUUUACCUUGAGAAGCAGCAAGGCUUCGUUGAUGUCCGAGAAGUGUUGCAGAAUGUAGUAUUCCAGCACAGUAAUUCCUUCCGUGGUUCCUACGUACGUGAAUAUCUCCACACCGAGGCCAACAGAGUCGUAUCAGACGAGUUACCGAGGAACUUGGGGUUCACCUUGGUUGGGGUCUUCGUCGUCAUCCUUCUCCUGGUCGGGGACCUGCGCGUCUCCGUAUGGGUCCUGUCGUGCAUCCUCCUCACCCUCGUUGGGAUCGCUGGGAGCAUCCAGCUGUUCGGACUGACGAUCGAGCUGCUCACGUGCAUUCUCACCAUCUUGUCCGUGGGGCUUGCGGUUGACUAUUCGACCCACGUCGCUCACAGGUUCAUGGUCACCCAUGCCGACUCCAAAAAUGAUCGGGUGAGGAUCACACUGACGAGCAUUGGCCCUCCAGUGUUCAACGGAGGUUUCACCACUAUGUUGUCCUUCGUUUUCUGCUGGUUUAGUGACAGCUAUAUCUUCAUUAGCAGUCUCGAGGUCAUGUGGGCCUCGGUCUUAUACGGACUCUACCACGGUCUCAUUUACCUUCCUGUGAUCUUAAGCUGGUUCGGACCCGAAGCCUUCCAAGAGGUUCUGCAUGAUAAGAGUGCAAACAAGUCCUCGCCUGCUAUCGAGGAUUCUUGUCGCAAGAAUUCUUUCCCCGAUCAGUCUUAUCCUGACGAGUUCAGCUUCUCCUCGAGGGUAAGCGAAGCGUCACCCAUUGAGAAAACACGUGGAAAGCAUUCCAUCCAGUCCUCCCUUCCGCAGACGGUGCCGAACCUCCACCUGGGCAUAUUCCGGAGCAGCGGCAAGUACCCGUUGGAUGGAGGAGGGUCGGAGGAAGGGAAACAGCGUUCCCAUGUGCCGAUCGCCGUGACCCUGCAGCCAAAGAAAUCCCUGGAGAUGUACACGAGACGACCCUCCACUUGA